CUACUGUACUUACGUGCCACUCACAACACUAUUCCUCGCCGCUCACAACACUAAAACCCGGUGUGCUCCCGCGUCAUGCGUCUCACAGCAAACAAUUUAUUAUUUAUUUUGCAUGUUUUAUAUUAUUGGAAUUGGUGAAUUGGCAGCAUGGGAGUCACGGGCUUGUGGAAGCUAAUCGAGCCAUGCGGCAAGCCUGUGCCGGUUGACACUUUGGAGGGCAAAAUACUGGCCGUGGACAUAUCCAUUUGGCUGCAUCAGGUUGUGAAGGGUUUCCAGGACAGCAAGGGCUCCGCUCUGAAUAAUGCGCAUCUCUUGGGCUUGUUUCAUCGCCUGUGUAAGCUGCUCUACUACCGCGUUCGUCCCAUCUUCAUAUUCGAUGGAUGCACGCCACAACUUAAAAGGGAUACAAUUGCGCGUCGCCAGCAGCAGCGCAAUAAACUCAGCAACGAAGCAGACCGCUUACAGGCUCUGCUGCUGCAGUCCCUGGCCAGGGAGAAGGUUGUGCAGCAGGCGCUGGGCAAGAAUGCGGAGCUUUUGCUGAAAUCACCAGUGAAACGCCCGCCUGCCAGCAAGUCGAAAAACGAAGAGGAUGAUCUAUUCAAACUGCCAGAAUUGCCGUCUUCGGCCGCUGGGCAGGACAACCAAGACGAAAGCGAUCAGGAUUUGGACUACACCAGUGCGAGUGCCACUUCGGAUAGCUCUUUUGACGAGUCCACCGCGCGACAUGCCUACAAUUCGAGUCUGCAGGCCAUCGAUGUCAGGAGUCAGAAUUUUAAGAACCUGCCCGCCGACGUUCGUCACGAGAUACUCACCGACAUCAAGGAGACUCGCAAGCAGUCCUCCUGGGGUCGCCUGCAUGAGCUGCCCGCCCGUAGCGAUGAAUUCUGCUCCUUCCAGAUGAAGCGUUUGCUGAAGCGACGCGCCGUACAGGAAAGUCUGGAGCAGGCCGAACAGGAAAUGGGCGGACACACGCUUACUUACUCCGAGCUGUGUGACUUUUUUAGCGAGGAGGGCAUUGUAACGCCAACGGCCAUAGAGCAGAGCACGCGACAAAUUAGCUCGGAUGAGCAUACGCGAUUCCUGCUUGUCAGGGAUCUGAAGAAGAAGGCACUGGAGAGUGCCAAAAUCGAGCCGAAGAUGGAGACAAUUGAGGAGCUGGCAGAAACAAAGCCCCCAGUUUAUGAGGAGAAGCCAACUACAUCCAGUAAGGCGGAGCAGGCAACCACAUCCAGCAAGGCGGAGUCUGUGGAUAUAACCAACGAAUUCGAUGCGGAAUUGGCACAAGCCUUGGCCCUCUCACUGGAAGAGACCCAGAAGGUGUACGAUGAGAAGGACUACGACUACGAAUCGGAUCAGGAGUUGCGCCUCAAUCGCGCUCAAAGCAAACAGUUGCGGCACGCAGCCAAGGGCCCGGCGAGGGCAUACAUGAUUGAAUAUGGCGGCAUGAACGAUGAGGAGGUGGGUAACAUAAUGGAGUCCACUCAAUUGAAUGACACGGAUAGCCUGGAGCAUUUGCUAGCCACAACUGCAGCCCAGGACGAUAUGGCCAACGAUUCCACAGAGGAGGCCGAGAAACUAUCAAAGGCCAUUGCCGAGAGCAAGAAAAGUCUCAAAGAGAAUCAAGUGCAGCUUGUAGACACGGACACGGAUUCUGAUUUGGAGGAAGUGGCAGCGCCUGCUCUAGAAAUUUGUGUGGACAUAACUGAGCAGCUGAAGCCCACCAACGAUCUGUUUGCGGAAAUAUUCGAAGAGGAAUCAGACAGGGAGAAAGCGGCUGAGGAAAGCGAAGAUGAUGAAGAUUUCAUAGAAGUGCCAGCGAGUGAGGAAGUGAAGCUCAUUGAAGAUUCACCUAAACCAAUUACAGAUGAAACAAUCGAAGUUCAAGAAAGCCAGGAAGAAAUGCUCACAGAACUGCAAGAGGAUAAAGAGACAUCCGAGGCAAAAACCAAACCUGAUUUGGACUCCAUAUUGAACGAUCUAAAAAGGAAAACCGAGGCAAUCAAAGAUAUCAAAUUAACAGUGGACGAGCCUAAAUCAAUCUCCAUUCUCGAGCCAAAACCAAAGGCAAUUCUAAGCUCUAUUCUGGAUGACCUGCAGAAGGAAAUCGCUGCCGUCAAAAACAUAAAACUGGAGCAAGUCAAGCUGAACAAUAGCGCAAUCAUUGAGUUAUCCUCGGACGAUGAGGCAGUCUUCAAAUUCAAUGCCACCUACAAGUCCGAAGAAGCAGGUUCCACCAAGACCGAAGCAGUGAUUGUGUUAUGCGACAGCGAUGACAAUCAAAAGCAACGAAUUUCACCCAACAAAACACCUAGCAAGAAAAAAUCCAUCAAGCAUUUCUUCGAGACAAGUUAUGUUGUGAAACGGACACCGGACAAGUCGCCAGUGGCUGAAAAUGCCACGCCUCCGGGAACUCCAAAGGUGCCGCAACCAUUCUACAGAAAGCGAACACCCAAAUCUGAUCGCAAACGGCCUGCUGAUGCUGCAAACGAGAGUGAUGAGGAAGUGUCGCCCACUAAAAGGUCCAGCAAAUCGUCGAAGUCUCUUUUUCAGGCAAACGAGCCAGAGCCGGCUGCGGCUGUGGAUCCCGGGGAGCUCACCCGAGAUGCAGCAGAGGCCCUCAAGUCGCAGAAGACCUCCGAAGAGCUGCAGGAGAUGGCUGAUAAAUUGUUCCAGGAACGUAAGGAAUUGGAAAUCGAACGUAAUCGGCAGGACCGCAUGGCCAUGUCCAUUAGCCAACGUAUGAGCAUUGAUUGCCAGGAGCUGCUGCGUCUCUUCGGCAUCCCGUACAUUGUGGCGCCCAUGGAGGCGGAGGCGCAAUGUGCCUUCCUUAACGCCACCGAACUUACGCACGGCACCAUCACGGACGACAGCGAUAUCUGGCUCUUUGGCGGUCGCACUGUCUACAAGAAUUUCUUUGCCCAGAACAAGCAUGUGCUGGAGUUCCGUGCCGAGCAGAUCGAGCAGACAUUCAACUGCAAUCGGGGCAAGCUGAUACAGUUGGCCUGCCUGGUGGGCAGUGAUUAUACCACGGGGAUUCAUGGAAUUGGUGCUGUGACGGCUCUGGAAAUUAUCGCCUCAUUCUCGAGCGCCAGCAAUUCUGUAGUGGAUGGCGGAAGCCCAGCCGCCAGCGGCAAUCAAUCGGUUUUAGCCACUUUGCAUAGGUUUCGAGACUGGUGGCAAGCACACAAGAGCACCAGCUUACCGCCAGGCAGUUCAGCGCGUCUGGCGCUUCGAAAAAAGCUUAAGAAUAUCGAACUGCACGAGGGCUUCCCAAACAUGGCUGUGGUAGAGGCGUAUCUGGAUCCCAAGGUGGACGACAAUCGGGAUGCCUUCAGUUGGGGCUCACCGGAUGUGGAAUCCAUAAGAGAAUUCACACGCAAAUCUUUCGGCUGGACAACAUCCAAGACAGACGACAUCCUCCUACCGGUAAUUAAGAAAAUUAACGAGAAAAAGAUUCAAGGCUCCAUUCGCAAUUAUUUCACGGCCAAGAGUGCUCUAAGGGUGCAACAGCCGCAGGUCAGCAAGCGCGUUCAGCUGGCCAUUGACAAGAUGUCGGGAAAUAUCGAUGCAGAGACGCCGGAAAAACCAAAAAAGGUUGUGCGCACCAGGCGGGCCAAGAAAGCUGCGACGACGGCGAAUGAGCCAGCGGAUGUGAAAGCCGAAACCAAGCCCGCACGUCCCAAGCGGGGCAAGCGAAAGGCUUCAACAACAGAUACAACCGAAGAACAGCCAUCCACAUCGCAGCCGAUGACAAAGCCUGGAAAAUGUCCAAGGAUACCAGACACCACAGAAAUCAUACCGCAAAGGGAAAGGGACAUGGAGCAGAUGCGCCUGAACAAGGCCAAGGCAGCGGAAGUGCUUAAAAAAUCUGCAGCAGCCAAAGACAACCAAAACUAAAUCCAGAUUGAAAUUUCACGUUUACAAUUAUGAAACUCACAUCUUGAGAUAAGUUAUAAUCAUGCAUGGAAACUCGAAGGAGCUGGACAUCAGCAAGGAAAGUGUUUAGUGCCUCACAGUAUGGUCCAUCAAUCAGACCACAAAGGAAAGUCCAGCCAGAAGCUAAGCACAAAAUAGAACACCAACAAGUAAAAGGUAACCCAUUCAUUCCCAUUCACCCUUAAUUUGGAAACGAAGAAGGGAGAUCUCAACUGCAAAUUCAUAUAGAAAAACUACAAACUUUAGAGAUGGACUUUAAGUCCAUCAAUUGGUACGAAACUGUUGAAAAUAAAUACAGAGUUAAGCCUUCGUCUUCGCCUUAUAGUCGUUCACAUGUUGACAACGAUUAUGUGGAUUAUGUGCACCAUUUACUUUGCCCAGCAGAUGAAUACGCCAAUGGAACUGCACUUGGCGGAGCUGAGAGGACAAAACAAAAAGGCUGCAAAAGUAAACAAGGCUGAUGAACAACAGUCCAGAUGGAGGAAGCCAACCCGAGGGAAGCCUCUGCCCAGAAGAUCUCUCAGAGCACCUCGAGAAACUCACCGCCUGCGAAAAGCUAUGGAAUCAAUUCCCGAUGAGCUCUCGCAGAUGCAGGUGCAGGCAGAGCAGAGUGAAGAAUGCUUAGACACACAAUCUUGGUCAGGGAAAAGUAACUGUAUUCAAUGCGACCUGUAGCAGGAUAAAGGCAUAUAUAUUGAAUAUACAUGUAGAUUAAUUUUGUAUUCGUAUUGCAUAAAUCAAAGCAAAAGAUUUCCUUACAAUAAACUAUGAAGAGACCCAGCUA
Messenger RNA from Drosophila guanche, 4720 nucleotides. RefSeq names its product DNA repair protein complementing XP-G cells homolog (gene mus201). The coding region runs from base 148 to 3897 and encodes 1249 amino acids. NCBI's taxonomy places the organism in Eukaryota, Metazoa, Arthropoda, Insecta, Diptera, Drosophilidae. Gene Ontology annotation, biological process: nucleotide-excision repair. The record is from RefSeq and is a predicted model, not a curated record. Gene Ontology annotation, molecular function: single-stranded DNA binding; DNA endonuclease activity. Gene Ontology annotation, cellular component: nucleus. The transcript has 4 exons.